This is a messenger RNA of Plasmodium gaboni, 1374 nucleotides long. RefSeq names its product putative pre-mRNA-splicing factor SLU7. Gene Ontology annotation, biological process: mRNA splicing, via spliceosome. Gene Ontology annotation, cellular component: spliceosomal complex. The coding region runs from base 1 to 1374 and encodes 457 amino acids. Gene Ontology annotation, molecular function: pre-mRNA 3'-splice site binding. The transcript has 3 exons. The record is from RefSeq and is a predicted model, not a curated record. Lineage: Eukaryota; Apicomplexa; Aconoidasida; Haemosporida; Plasmodiidae.
AUGAAUAGCAAAAAUGCCACUCGAGAAGAGAAAAAAAAGGAGUUAGAAUUGAACGAGGCCAGGAAAGCUGGCAAGGUGGAAGCUUUAAAAGAUGAAGAAGGCAAUGAUAUAAACCCUCAUAUGCCACAAUAUAUUAUUAAGGCGCCAUGGUACUUAAAUCAAACAAAACCGGGACUGAAACAUCAAAGAUAUAAAGGAUCUGAUAAAAUAAAAAUAGAAGAAGAACGGAACAAAAAACUUUUUUUAAAUAAUAACAAGGGUCAAGAAUUUUGUAAGAACUGUGGAAGUGUAGCACACAAAGAAAAAGAUUGUUUAGAAAGAACUAGAAAAAAAAAGGUUAAUUUUAUGAAAUAUGAUAAUGAAGAUUUUAUUUGUGUUACACAAGAUUUAGGAUAUGAUGGAAAUAGAGAUAGAUGGGUUGGUUACAAUGUGAAUAAUUUUGAUUAUAUUUAUAAAGAAUAUGAAAAGAUUGUUGAGGAGAAAAAAAAAAGAAAAGCAGAAGACUUAAAGAAACAAUAUGAGAAAAAAUCAAUAAAGAAAAAAAAAAUUCAUGGCAAUAACAAAAAUGAUGAUAAUAAUGAUAAUGAUGAUAAUAAUGAUGAUAAUGAUGAUGAUAAUAAUGAUGAUGAUGAAAAAUCCAGCAGUGAAAGCGAAAAUUUAGAUGAAUCAUUCAAUGAAGAUAAUAAACUGAAAGCUGAUACUAUGGACACCCAGAACUCUACAAUUAAUACAAUUAAUAAAAAUGAAAAAAAUAGAAACAUAGCUAGAAAUUUAAGAAUAAGAGAAGAUACAGCAAAAUAUUUAUAUAAUCUAAGUUUAAAUUCAGCUUUUUAUGAUCCAAAAAGUAGAAGUAUGAGAGAAGAUCCUUUUGCUAAUAUUAGAAAACAUCUAAAUGAUGAUGAUAAUUAUUAUAAAGGUGAAAAUUAUUAUAAUAAUACAGAUGAUGCAAUCGAAUCAAAAAAAUUAGAAAUUUUUGCAUGGGAAAGUUAUAAAAGAGGAGAAAAUGUACACUUUAAUGCUCAACCAACUCAACUAGAAUUAAUGUAUAAAGAAUAUUUAGAAAAAAAAAAAAAAAUUAUAAAAAAAAAACAAGAAGAUAUUCUUAAAACAUAUAAAUGUCAAAAUUUUCAAGAACAACAAACUAAUCAAGAAGAACUUCUACAAUCAGAAGUAUAUACAGAAUAUAAACCAAUCGAACAAUUAAAUAAUAAAAAUAUGAAAAAAAAUAUUAAAGUACCUAGUAAAUAUGAAGAAGAUAUAUAUUUAUUUGAUCACUCAUCAGUUUUUGGUAGCUAUUAUGAUAAACAUACCAAAAAAUGGGGAUAUAAAUGUUGUUCCUCAACAAAUAAAUAUGAUAAAUGUUUUCAAACAUAA